Molecule: messenger RNA, 1149 nt
Organism: Varanus komodoensis (Komodo dragon)
Lineage: Eukaryota; Metazoa; Chordata; Lepidosauria; Squamata; Varanidae
Product: zinc finger protein 239-like
Exons: 4
Coding region: 1-1149 (382 amino acids)
Biological process (GO): regulation of transcription by RNA polymerase II
Molecular function (GO): DNA-binding transcription factor activity; RNA polymerase II cis-regulatory region sequence-specific DNA binding
Source: RefSeq, a predicted model, not a curated record
AUGGUGUACCUGCAGCUAUUUUCGGUGAACGGUGCUCCUAGACGCCUCGGGCAGCGGUUGCUCCGCGACCAGAUCAGAUUGCAGCCCUGUGAACCCUUACUUGGAAUUCUUUACAUUGGCAUGCUCUUCUGGAUGAAACAAAGAUUAAGGGCCUCUGCCCAGAAUUGUCAAGGGCCUGAUAAGGUGAAUAAGCUGAAGAAUUUGAAAGGAGGAGGAGAUGCCAUUGAAAAAGAACUUGAAGGGAGUUUUGUCCCAGUUUCUGAUCAGGAAGAGAAUUCUGAGAACGGACACAAAUCGAAAAAGCAACCCAAAAGAAUUAAGAGAGUGAUGAAACGUACCUCCGAAAGGUCACAUUCAGAAAAACCUGAAGAAACCAGUCUCUGCCCUGUCAAUAAAGCAGAUAGAGCAAAGAGACCCAUUGAGUCUAUGAAGAAAAACUGUGCAGACAAAGUAUCCCAUCAGUGUAAGGAAUGUGGGAAGUGUUUCAGACAAAGGCCAUACCUUACCCAACAUCAGCGAAUCCACAUGGAGAAGCACAUUAAGUGUAGUGAAUGUGGGAAAACAAUGUCUCGGAAUGCCGACCUUGUUCAGCAUUGGAGAACUCAUACUGGAGAGAAGCCAUAUCAGUGCGCCGAAUGUGGAAGGAACUUUUCUCAGGCAUCAAAUGCCAUUAGGCACCAAAGGAUCCACACUGGAGAAAAGCCAUACAAAUGUACACUGUGUGGGAAAAGCUUUAAUCAAAACACACAUCUUGUUUGCCACCAGAGAUAUCACAGUGGGGAAAAGCCUUAUAAGUGUGUUACGUGCGAGAAGAGCUUCACUGAGAAAGCAUCACUGCAGCUUCACCAAAGGGUCCACACAGGAGAAAAGCCCCACAAAUGCCUAGAAUGUGGGAAGAACUUCCGACUUCUUUCUGCCAUCAUUCAUCAUAGGAGAAUCCACACGGGAGAGAAGCCCUAUAGCUGUAGCGAAUGUGGAAAGAACUUCCGGCAGAAAUCAACACUUACUGUUCACAGGAGAACCCACACGGGAGAAAAGCCUUACAGCUGUACUGAAUGUGGUAAGAGCUUCAGCCAGCGUUUCUAUGUCUCUGUUCACAAGAGAAUGCACACAAGAAAGAAUCGCCAGAGCAGUACUCUGGAAGGAUGA